Messenger RNA from Diabrotica balteata, 7307 nucleotides. The record is from the annotation of a GenBank genome assembly. NCBI's taxonomy places the organism in Eukaryota, Metazoa, Arthropoda, Insecta, Coleoptera, Chrysomelidae.
AUGAUCAUGGUGUGGAAUACUCAGGACUUAGUAGACACUGCCAACGAAUCUCCUUGUGUUCCUAUGGCGAAAAUAGAUAAUGCUCAAGACAUGGGAGUAUUUUCCCUUGAUGUUAACAAACAUAUCACGUUCGACAUGAAAAAUAAAACCUCAACCGUAAGUGAAAUGGCAUUAGAGCUCUUCGAUGUAUAUGACGGUCACACUUCGUCAGUAACCUGUGUACGGUACAGCCAUAACGGAGAAUACCUGGUAUCGACAAGUGUGGAUAAACUAGUUAAAGUUUGGGAUAACGAAGGUAAUUGUGUGGCUUCUCUAGAUGGACAUAAUAGAUAUGUUAAUUGUGCCACUAUUUCCAAAGAUCUUUCAAUUAUAGCUUCUGGUAAGUAUAAUAUGCUAAAAAAUGUUUCUAUGAUGUUUAAAAUAAGUGAUAAAUUAGUUAGAAUGUUUAAAAUUUCAAAAGAAAAUAAUGCAGAAGAACAUUGUUUUUCGCCUUUAGAAGGUCAUACUUACGCAAUAAAUCAUGUAGAAUUUUCUUCAAAUGGAAAUACACUAGCUUCAUGUUCACAAGAUGGCUGUGCUAUAUUAUGGGAUGCAGCAACUGGCGAAAAAAUACGAUCGUUGCCAAAAAAUAUUUUAUCAUUAAAAGUUUGCCGGUUCUGCCCUGACAACACUCUAUUACUGACUGCUGGAGAUGAUGAAAAAGCAAUAUUAUGGAAUUCUGAGACAAUGGAAAAACUUGCGCAGUUCGAAGGUCAUUUAGACACAAUCUCUGGUGCCUGUGUUUCUCCAGAUGGUCUAAUUUCUGUUACCGUUUCGGUAAACGCAGACUACAGAAUUUGGUCUUUGGAAAGUUUUGCAUGUUUGUAUAUAAAAGAAGAUGCACAUGAUUAUGGAAUUCAAGAUUGUGAUAUGUCUCAUAACUUAGAACCAAUACCUAACUUAACUAUCAAUGCCCAAUCGUAUUUAUUAGUUACCUGUGGUAAUGAUAGUUUAGUGAAAUUGUGGAGAAUAUCGUUGCCAAAUAAAUGUGACACUUCUAUAGAUAAAAUUGAAGUUAAAUUGUGGCGGUCACUUCAGGGACACGGAGGAAAUGUGUUAUGUGUUCGAUUUUCCCAAAUCGUAAGCGAAUUCGUCUGUUCAACAGCCACUGACAGACAAGCAAGAAUUUGGUCGGUAUACAGUGCCAAUUGUCUUUACGUGCUAGAUCAUGAUUCAAUAGUUACAUCUUGCUAUUUUAACGUAGAUUGUUCUUUACUAGCGACCGGUUGUCUGGACAAGACAUUAUGGUUAUGGAAAUUACCACAACAUUUAAUGUUUCAAUCAGCUGUUGCCGAUAAAAUCCAAUCCAGAGCCAAACCAAUAAUCGACUGGACAACGGCUGAUAUCAUUAAAUGGUUAAAGAAUAUCGAAAUGCAUGGAUUAAUUCCUGUAGCUACAAAUUGUUGUUUGGAUGGUAAAAAACUGAUCACCUUAACUGUGGAUCAGAUUUGUGCUUUACUGGACUUAGAUGAAAGUGAGCAAGAAAAAUUCCAGAAAGAAAUUCGUUGGUUAAAAAACCGAGAAAUAAAAUUGGAAGCAGCUAACACUCUCGAUAUUCCAGAUGAGUUUUUGUGUCCGAUCACCCACGAAAUAAUGAGUGAGCCAGUCAUGUGUAGCGAUGGUUUUACAUACGAAAAAAACGCUAUAACCGAAUGGUUUAUGUCAGGAAAGUACACAAGUCCGAUGACUAAUGAAGUAUUAAGCAAUACAGAUGUGACCAGGAAUAUAAAAUUACGCAAUGAAAUAUAUGAAUUUCUUGACAUGAAUGAAGAAGAUGUCUAGUUUUUAAUUAUUUUACUUAAGUUUUCUCUAUUUUUAAGUUUUAAUAUUAAAAACACAUUUUUUUAUUGUUUAAAAAAAAACAGGCAGAGUAAGAAACUAAUCAUAUAUUGAAGAUGCACAAGGAAAAUUAAAUUCCUGUAGUUGGCUGUAUCAGAGAACUAUAAUAGUAUAAUAGGCUUUUACAGUUCUCUGGCUGUAUACUGUCUUCUCGGGGGAGAGGGGUAACUUGACCAUAAAGUCAUUUCCCACAUCCCACCCCGUACGCUCUGCUUUAUUGUAUUCGUAUAUUAGUGUACGGAAUAUUCUAGGCACACGUAUGUUUCUUCAGGUCGGGAUGCUGUAUCGAAGAAUGAUGAAAUAAAACGCCAAUUGUAGGAUACAAAAGCUAAGCCACAGUCUAAGGCAGGUAGGUGGAACAGAGCCCCGCUGAUCGGUUCCCUAGAGUUUAGGGCUUUAGUAGAGACCGAAGUUGACUCUCUUUGGCUUGAAAAUCAACUAAUAUGUAUACAUAAUAUACAAGAGUGCUCAUUGGUCACUCUGACCGAGAACUUGGCGACAAUACCAUGAUUCACAAUUUUUUUUAAAUUUCUUUAUAAAAGGUAUACAUAUUCUAAAAAGACCCUUUAGGGCUACAUCACAUAAUUGAAUAUAUGACCAAAUUAUCAUAAUUAAUUAUUUCAUUUAUUCUAAGCGGAAAGUUCAUCUUAGAUGCUCAUGGUAUCACAACGAUUGAGCUCUGGUGGGUUUUAUUUUGUGUUAUUGGGCCCUAGGCCCUGGUUAUUAGGACCUGAUACGCUGAAGUAUUUUUAAAAAUAUUUGACCCAUCUGGAUAUUGAGGACAGUACCGCUUUUUGCACGGUCCUUUAGACAUGUGUUUUUGGAAGUUUUUCGAAAAGCUCUAGUACUGUGAGGAAUAAUAGGUAUCCCCUGGGUGUUUUUUCAUCUUAUUUGUGUCUUAAGAUCUCUUUAUGUGGCGGCUUCUGGUUAUAUUAAACACUCAGAUGAUUGUUGUUAGGUAUCGUCAAAUACAUUAUCAUUUUUUGUCUAGUUAACUUAUUAACUAGUAAGAGAUCCGGUCUAUUGGUCUAUUGUGUGCCACUGGUUGGUGUUUCAGCACAAUGCAGUCCCAGUAUUACCUGUAGUUGUCAUCUUUAAGUAUUCUGUCAGGGAUGGAUUUAUAAUAAGAGAGAUGGUUGAUUUAGAAAAGUCGUCCUAGUUUGUAUACUAAUUAUUUGUCAAAAAUCUUUCGUACUGCGUCAUUUUAUUCUUUAUAGUCAGAUAAACGUCCAAUAGUAAGAUAGUUUUUUAAAAGAACAGCAUCAUAAGGCCUAAAAUCCCCGAUACUGUGAUGAACAUAGAUUUUAUUUGAAAAUAAAUAAAAUACCUAGGGUAGGUGGGCUUACAUGGAGUACUCACAUACUGACUACCACACAGAAAUCUACUAUAUCCUUCAACCCCAAAAUGACCCUAUGAUUAUACACACGGAUUAUUAGACCAAUGAUUAUCUACGAAUUUGUGACGUACUGGACAAAUGCGCAGAAAGUGGGAGCAAUAAAGUAUGUAAUACUUAAAGGCUAGCAUGUCUGUGUAUUACGGGGACCAUAAAAAACUUAUACAGCGGCGUUAGAAGCCCAGCUGAAUCUAUUAGCACUUCAUAAAAUAUUUUUAAACAUGGCUAAACUGGAUUAGUAAUCUACAGAUUAACACAUAGGAGUAACACAUAAGCCAGGCGAAUAGUGCUGACGAUUAAAACUUAUCGAGGAGUUGCAGAUAUGGUAAUGGGGCAAUAGCUAUAAGAUAUAGCUUUGACAAUAAAGUCAAAAUUAAUAUACCAGGCAGAGAAAACUGAAAUAACAGUGCACCCAUAUAAGCGGAAACACUCUGGUAUACUGAUGGCUCAAUAACAUCGGAGGGUGUAGGGGCCGACCUAGUAGGGACAAAGCUAGCGAUACAUUUCCCGGUAAGUUUAUUUAAGGAUCUCACAAUUUCCAGACAAAAAUAACGGCAAUCCAUCACUACGUGGUGGAUACCAAUUCUAGGGUAGUAUGGGAUUGUGUUACUGUCCUAAAUAAACUGGGAAAUCGUUGCAAGGAUCGUAGCAUGAAAAAAUAGGUGAAAUGGUCAAACAAGGCUCAUCAAUGCCAUUCGUUAAACCGGAACCAUUGUGCGAUAUUGCAAAGGCAGUAACAAUAACUUCUAUAAGAAAAUGGGUAGCUUACAAAUCUCUAAAAUUGUAGACUAAUUUAUUUGGACAAAGACAGGCAAAACUGACCGCAGAACUAAUAAGCAAAGAUAGAAAAACAGUCAAAGCCAUAACUAGGUAGUUAAAACUGGUGGUAUUGGUAAAUGAGGACCUAUGUAGAUUUUGUCACCUAGCAGAAAAAACAGGAGAGCACAUUUUAUGUCAAUGUAAAAGCCUAGCAAAUGUUUCUUUGCAUUAAGCGAAGAAAAGCCACCGGCAAAGAGCUACAUGGAAGGUUCUGUAUGCACGUUGUUAGACUUAUUUAAAAGGGUCAGGCUGGAAAAUAUAAUCUAGAGCUAGAGAACCAUAGUAGAUUUAAAAAGCUCAAAUAGGUAUAGGCUAGAGAAAUAGGUCAAAAGCCACCUCAUUGAAUCUAUCUAUUUAAGAUAGCUUUCUUAGACUUAAUAUCGAUAUCACCAUCUGUCGUUUUAGACCUAUAGGUCUGACAUUAUAUUUUAGGAUAUUUUUAUAUAUUUUAUAUACUACAGUAUUGGUACCUUUAAUUCUAAAAUCUGUGUCAGUAGAGGCCAGUCAGUAAGUAAGAUAGAAUUUUCAUCGCUAGACAGAAACAAAGUGGAUUCAACGAAUCUUUAUGGAUAAAACUUUGGUUCAUAAUUAAUAUCCAGAUUUAGCCAUAUAGCUUACACUCCCACUAAGGAGAAAGUUUACUCUUGAUUGAGCUCUCGUAAGAAUCUUUCCGUGCGAUCAGAUCCUAGGUAAUAUGGUAUGUUGGGGUAUUUGCCUUAAGUUAUGUACGCAUCUAGAUGUCGAAAGUAAAAUAGCUUCAUAAGGAGGUUCACUAAGAUCCAAUUGUUAAUGUCUUAGAAGGAAGUUCACUAAGAUCCACCUGUUAAUGUUUUCUAUAAGGUUCUUCGAAAAGACCCCAAUGUUGGAGAAAAUAAUAGUUAUCGUCUGGAUUUUUUUCAUUCUCUAUUUUCUUCUUAUUUUAUCUCAAGCUCUAUGUACUUGGCGAUCUUUAAGUUGUCUUUAACACGCAGAUUCUUGUUGUUUCGUAUCGUUAUAUCAAUUAGUCUUAUUUGUCUAUUUUAUUAACUAGAAUAAGACCCCGUCUAUUAUGUACUACUGGUUGAUUUAUGAGCAUAGUAAAUCCCAGUAUAGCUUGUAGUUGUCGUUUUCAAGCAAUCUGUAAUGGGCAUAUUGGCUCUAAGGUAGAUGAUUGGUUUGGAGAGUUCUUAGUUUGUUCACUAGUUUUUGAAGAAUAAUAUUUCAUGCUAAGUAAGACGUUUUUUAUAAUCAGUUCUGAUAAAUUCUUGGUAGCUCCCGGUAAAAUGUUGCGUAUUUCUUUGGCUUGAGAUCCAUAUCAGCAAUUAUUGUCAUUUUUGAGUUGAGAGUCUUUGACAAUAUAUUUGGAGCAAUUUUUGGUUUUAAUAAACUGAUCCUGAAUGGCAACUAGGAACAACCUCUCUGUUUUAGGAAACAUAUUUCCUGCUGUCAGACAAUAGUUCUACGCUGUAUUCUCAACUUAUAUUAAUUCUGUUAUAGACUGUAUACAGAUUUGAGAGACUGAAAGCACUCUACAAUAAUAACCAAGUAGCUAUUAAAAUCAGGAACAAAGUAUAGAGCUAAUCUAAGAUGACAAAAUGACUAUCCCAAUAUUGUCCGACAUCCGCUGUUUGUUUAAAAUAUUACCAGAAAAAACUCUAAAAUCAUAAAAAAAAAUUGUGAAACAAUGGGCAUCCCUGUAUACCUAACUACGGAAUCAAUACUUAUUUACUUUAGGUUUCACUGACGAAAUUAUCGACUAAUAUAUAAAGGACCUUCGUUUUUAGAUUAGAAAAUUACAUGUGAUAGAUAUUAACAAUAAAAAUAACCAAUAUAAAACAACUGAAAAUAUAUGGUUAGAAAAGUAGGCUUCUUCUUCUACUUUUUGUAGAUCUUUCUAGGCAAAUCAGAGAAAUAUAAACAAUAUUGAUUAAAGGAUUUGUUGAUUAAUCGACUUACCAUGGUAAUUUUAUUCCCAAUUUUGGGAAUAAAUUGGGAGUAUUUUGGACACAUUUACACACACCUCAAAACCAUUAAACAAAAAUAUUGAUUAACUGAGGGUUAUAUAAAGCCGACGAGGGACAAGGAGGGAAUGGAUGGCAAAAGAAAUUAUAAAAAGAUGAUGGUGCCACCACAUCCCUUUAAGGGAUUAGGGCUGGGGAGAAUAAGGUUUUGACCUAAACUAAUCGAAUCUAAAAAUCUAAAUUUGGAGAUCAAACUACGUACCAUUCGCUGUUAUAUAUUUUCAAUACUAUUAUAUGAAGCUGAGACUUGGACAUUAAAAAAAUGCAAUUUAAAAAGAAUCGAGGUUUUUGAACCCUGGUUAUACCGCAGAGUAAUAAAAAUAUCAUGUACUGAUAGAAUCACAAAUAAAGAAGUACUGGGGAGGGUUGGUAAAGAAACAGAACUAAUCAUCAUUAUAGAAACCAGAAAACUGGAAUACCUAGGCCACGUGAUGAGAGGUCCAAAAUAUGAAAUUUUGAGACAAUACAGGGAAAGAUUCAAGGAAGAAGAUCAGUUGGCCAAAGUCAGAACUCAUGGUUAAAGAAUCUACGUGAUUGGUAUACAUACAGAUCGAUUGAUUUGUUUAGAGCAGCAAGUUCUAAAAUAAAAAUAGCUGUUAUGAUUGCCAACUUCCGUAGGGAGACGGCACUCUAAGAAGAAAAAUAUAAUAUUUUAUCUAACGAAUUAACCUUUCAUCAUCAUCAUUCUAGCUUUACAACAACAGUUUGCCAUCAUUUUACAACAUCAGUUUAUAGCAUCAGGUUGCCCUGCAAAUUCUGCGGUUUAUCUCUACGGUAGUAUUAUUUUCAGUGUUAAAAGGCGGUACAGGGUAUACAAAUUCGUUUACUGCUUCGAUGACGUCGUUUUCUAUAACAAGUGGUCAUGGGAUUUGCGGUUGCGUGCUUAUUUUCAUAUAUUUCGUUUUGUUGAUGUUUAAUAUUAAACCCAUCCAACCUAUUCUGCCUAUUUUUUAAUGAAACGAAAAUAUAAAAUUUAUUUAUUGAGAUUAAUCAAUAAUAUAAAAACAUUUCACAUAUCUAGUCGUAAGCAUUUACAUAAGUUAAAUGAGACAAUAAAAAAAUAUAUUUUGACCAAAGUAUUUAAAAAGACUUUGUGUGGUACGUGCACAUAAAUAAUUACCUUUCUUGUGUGAUAUGAUGAAAUGGGAUCUAUUUCUUAUGAAGUUUUUUCUUACUGAAAAUAACUUAACGAUAUUUUUAAAUAAAAUAUAGGGAAC